Exophiala xenobiotica is the source of this 1703-nucleotide messenger RNA. RefSeq lists its product as uncharacterized. Gene Ontology annotation, cellular component: actin cortical patch; Arp2/3 protein complex. The record is from RefSeq and is a predicted model, not a curated record. Gene Ontology annotation, biological process: Arp2/3 complex-mediated actin nucleation. The transcript has 4 exons. NCBI's taxonomy places the organism in Eukaryota, Fungi, Ascomycota, Eurotiomycetes, Chaetothyriales, Herpotrichiellaceae. Bases 224 to 1543 code for a protein of 439 amino acids. Gene Ontology annotation, molecular function: actin filament binding.
GUGGGAGUCUGACUGUCGCUCCAUCCGGCCAUAUUAAAGCUGCCUGCGACCACCUCUGAACCACGAUCUGGUGCCUGGACGGGGUUCUUUGUUUCUCACCUCUCACCUCGCCUCUGGUGACGAUACCGGACUGCAGACUUCGGCCCAGCAAUACCCUUCCUGCUCACCUAGCACUGCCGACUCUUCAUUGCUCCUCGAGGUUAACCACCUACCGGUCUGCAGCAUGGCGUCUCAGACGCCGGCCGUUGUCAUGGACAAUGGUACUGGCUUCUCUAAACUUGGGUUCGCCGGGAACGAUGCUCCCUCAUGGGUAUUUCCUACCGCUAUUGCGAUGAAAGGUCCAGGAGGCGGAGCAGCAGGUGCAGGCUCAGGAAGACCAGCCCCAGCCAAUAAGCCUUCAUACCUUACGGGCGGCGCAGGCCCAAGUUCGAAUUUGGCGGGCAAACGUGGAACAGAAGACCUCGACUUCUUCAUUGGUGAUGAAGCUCUUGCAGCCUCAGGAGGUCCAGGAUACAGCAUAAACUACCCCAUCAGACAUGGUCAGAUCGAGAAUUGGGAUUACAUGGAACGCUUCUGGUCAAAUUCCAUAUUCAAGUACCUGAGAGUCGAGCCUGAGGACCACUACUUCCUUUUGACAGAACCGCCCUUGAACCCCCCGGAAAACCGCGAGAACACCGCCGAAAUCAUGUUCGAGUCGUUCAACUGCGCCGGCCUCUAUAUUGCAGUCCAAGCCGUUCUUGCUUUGGCUGCCUCCUGGACAUCUUCAAAAGUCGUCGACAGAUCUCUCACCGGAACCGUCAUCGACUCCGGUGAUGGUGUUACACACGUUAUUCCCGUCGCAGAAGGUUAUGUUAUUGGGUCUUCGAUAAAGAGCAUACCCAUCGCUGGUCGAGAUAUCACAUACUUCGUCCAAAGCCUGCUGCGAGACCGAGGAGAGCCUGAUAGCAGUCUGAAGACGGCAGAAAAGGUGAAGGAAGAAUACUGCUAUGUGUGCCCGGAUAUUGUCAAAGAGUUCGCUCGCUACGACAAGGAACCCGACCGCUUUCUCAAGCAUACCGUCACUGCGCCCAAUGGCAGAUCCAUCACAAUUGACGUGGGCUAUGAACGAUUUCUUGCUCCUGAAAUAUUCUUCAACCCCGAAAUCUACUCCUCCGACUUCCUUACACCACUGCCCACCGUGGUCGAUGGAGUGAUCCAGUCGUCCCCUAUCGAUGUGCGACGAGGUCUAUACAAGAACAUCGUCCUCUCUGGUGGUUCGACCUUGUACAAGGAUUUUGGCCGCAGAUUGCAGCGAGACAUCAGACAUUUGGUGGAUGCCCGUAUCCGAGCGUCAGAAGUGCGAAGUGGUGGAGCGAAGAGUGGUGGGCUAGAAGUCCAAGUUGUCACCCACAGACGACAGAGGCAUGGCCCCUGGUUUGGCGGUAGUCUGUUGGCGUCAACGCCUGAGUUUCGGAGCUAUUGUCACACGAAAGCCGAGUAUGAUGAAAUAGGGCCUAGCAUUGUCCGGAGAUUUGCUUUGCUAGGUGGUCCAGGCAGUUCUUAGAUGGAAGGAUGAUGAAGUUUACGAAAGGAAGGAAGGCCCUGAGAGCAGAAAAAUGAAUCCGAUUCACUUAGAAUAUCACACCAAUGAGACCUCUCUCAAGCCUUUAUUAACACACUCUAUGCAGGAAUAAACCGCUCGAGUAAAAACAUUGUGGAAGAAA